CCGUAUCCAGAACUGAUGCCCAUUGUUUUCUUCUGCCUCAAACAGACCACUUUUCCUCGCAGCUGGUGCAUCCGCAUGGUGUCCAGCCCAUGGUUCGAGCGGGUCAGUAUGCUGGUCAUCCUCCUCAACUGUGUGACUUUAGGCAUGUAUCAGCCCUGUGAAAACAUCAACUGCUCAUCUGAGCGCUGUCAGGUCCUGCAGGCCUUCGACGCCUUCAUCUACAUCUUCUUUGCGCUGGAGAUGGUGGUGAAGAUGCUGGCUCUGGGCAUCUUUGGGGAGCGCUGCUAUCUGGGAGACACCUGGAACAGACUGGACUUCUUCAUCGUGAUGGCAGGGGUGGUGGAGUAUUCACUGGAUCUGCAGGACAUCAACCUGACGGCGAUUCGGACUGUGCGAGUCCUGCGGCCGCUCAAAGCCAUCAACAGAGUCCCCAGCAUGAGGAUCCUGGUGAAUCUGCUGCUGGACACGCUGCCCAUGCUGGGGAAUGUGCUGCUGCUCUGCUUCUUCGUCUUCUUCAUCUUCGGCAUCAUCGGCGUUCAGCUGUGGGCGGGGCUCCUGCGAAACCGCUGCUAUCCGGAGGAGAACCUCACACUUUCCAGCGGUGUUUCUCUUCCGGCUCCAUACUACGCUCUGGAUGAGGAGGACGAGCGGCCCUUCAUCUGCUCUCUGCCGCAGGAUAACGGCAUCAUGUCCUGCGGGGACGUACCAGCGCGCCGUCUGGCCGGACACCAGUGCUGUCUGGAUGUGGACGACCUGCUGCACCAUCAGGCCCUGGGCAUCCUGCUCGAACCCGUGCACCAUCAGGCCCCUGGGAUCCUGCUCGAACCCGUGCUCAACACCAGCGCCGUCCCGCCCGGCCUGUGUGUGAACUGGCACCAAUACUACACACGCUGCCACACCGGACACAAAAACCCACACAAAGGAGCCAUCAACUUCGACAACAUCGGAUACGCCUGGAUCGUCAUCUUUCAGGUCAUUACUCUGGAGGGCUGGGUGGAGAUCAUGUAUUAUGUGAUGGAUGCUCACUCCUUCUACAACUUCCUCUAUUUUAUUCUGCUGAUUAUAGUGGGCUCGUUCUUCAUGAUAAACCUGUGUCUGGUGGUGAUCGCGACGCAGUUUUCGGAGACGAAACAGCGCGAGCACCAGCUGAUGCAGGCGCAGAGAGCGGUCCGUGGCUCCUGCAGCACUCUCAGCUCCAUGGCGGAGGCUGGAAACUGCUACGAGGAGAUCUUCCAGCUGCUGUGCCACGUGCUGCGCAAGAGCCGCCGCCGCUGCCUCACACUGCUCUGCCGCGCACACACACAGCGCAGCCAGAACACACACCAGAACCAGAGCAAAACUAACAUCAACGGCGGAGAGAAGUGUCUACAGACGCAGGGUGAGGAGGGAGCUGUGGAGCUAAAAACUGUCUUAUUACCACAACAUGAUGUAGGACUGCGGUUUUCCCCGCCCACCAAAUUGAUUGACAGGCGCAUAUUAACCGGUCUCCAUGAUGAAGCCACACCCACCACCUUAGCAGCCAAUCAGGAGCCUGAGGAGGUGGCGGCCAAGGAGGCAGACAGCUGUGAGAAGGCGGCGGAGGAGGAGGGGGCGUGUCAGAGGCGGAGCCGAGAGCUGUGGAUGCAAAUGAGGGUCAAACUGUGGGGGAUCGUGGAGAGCAAAUACUUCAAUAGAGGAAUCAUGGUGGCCAUACUGAUCAACACCAUCAGCAUGGGGAUAGAGCACCACCAACAGCCAGAGGAGCUCACUAAUGUCCUGGAGAUCAGUAAUAUUGUCUUCACCAGUAUGUUUGCUCUGGAGAUGGUCCUGAAACUGACUGCGUUCGGCUGCUUUAAUUACCUGCGCAACCCCUACAACAUCUUUGAUGGAGUCAUCGUCAUCAUCAGUGUGUGUGAGAUCGUGGGUCAGUCUGACGGCGGUCUGUCCAUCCUGCGCACGUUCCGGCUGCUGCGAGUGUUAAAGCUGGUGCGCUUCAUGCCAGCGCUGCGCAGACAACUGGUGGUGCUGAUGAAGACCAUGGACAACGUGGCCACUUUCUGCAUGCUGCUGAUGCUCUUCAUCUUCAUCUUCAGUAUUCUGGGAAUGCAUAUAUUUGGCUGUAAGUUCAGUCUGAAGAAUGAUUCUGGAGACACGAUUCCGGACCGCAAGAACUUUGACUCUCUGCUGUGGGCCAUCGUCACUGUGUUUCAGAUCCUGACGCAGGAGGACUGGAACGUGGUCCUGUAUAACGGUAUGGCCUCCACGUCUCCUCUGGCCGCUCUGUAUUUCGUGGCUCUGAUGACGUUCGGGAAUUAUGUGCUGUUUAAUCUGCUGGUGGCCAUACUGGUGGAGGGCUUUCAGGCCGAGGGAGACGCCAAUCGCUCAUACUCUGAUGAUGAUGAUGAUGAUGAAGAGGGAUCAUCCUGUAAUGCAAGUGAAAAGCACAAAGACUCGCUCACGUUCUCUGACCCGAAGCUGCCCUCGCUCACUCCUAACGGGCAUCUGGAGCUGGAGCCGCUGGCAGAGGAGAAACCCAGGAUCAGCUUCUCUGAGCAGAACCACCGCAGACGCACUAUCUGCCUGGGCAGGAGAUCCUCCUCUCUGCGCCACAGCCGCAGUUCCCACUACCAUAACUGGGGUCGUCCUCCUCCACCUCAGGCAUCCUGGAGCCGCCGCUGCAGCUGGAACAGUGCAGGUCGUUCUGGCCGGGGUCUGAGGGCCGCAGGGGUCAUAGGGGGCAGUUUGAGGGUCCGCAGUGUCCACUCUCACCCCGCGGAGCACCAGUCUCUGCUCCCACACUCUCUUCUGCUGUCCCGCCUGGACCGCCGCGCCCUCUCUCUGGAGCUGCCGGAGGUCCUGCAGCGCCCCCCUCUGGCCAGAAAGAAGAGCACGUCUGAUGAGCACCAGGACUGUAACGGGAAGACCCCGGGCCCUCAGGGGCCACUGCUGGCGGAGAUCUACCCUCAGCUCAACGCACGCAAAGACAAGAAGGACCUGGAGGAGGACACUGAAUACAGCCUGUGUUUCAGGAUCCAGAAGAUGAUGGAGGUGUAUCGUCCAGACUGGUGUGAGAAGAGAGAAAACUGGUCCAUUUACUUAUUUUCCCCUCAGAACAAGUUUCGUCUGAUGUGUCAGGCUGUCAUCGCUCAUAAACUCUUUGACUAUGUGGUUCUUGCGUUCAUCUUCCUCAACUGCAUCACAGUGGCUCUGGAAAGGCCCAGAAUCCAUCAGGGAAGCCUGGAGCGAGUCCUCCUCACCAUCUCCAACUAUGUGUUCACUGCCAUCUUUGUGGCUGAGAUGACGGUCAAGGUGGUGUCGAAGGGUCUGUAUCUGGGCGAGCGGGCGUAUCUGCGCAGCAGCUGGAAUAUUCUGGACGGGUUUCUGGUGUUUGUGUCUCUGGUUGACAUUGUGGUGUCGAUGGCGGGUGGAGCCAAGAUCCUGGGGGUCCUGAGGGUGCUGAGGCUGCUGCGGACGCUUCGCCCACUCAGGGUGAUCAGUCGAGCUCCAGGCCUGAAACUGGUGGUGGAGACUCUGAUCACGUCGCUGAAGCCCAUCGGGAACAUCGUCCUCAUCUGCUGCGCUUUCUUCAUCAUCUUUGGCAUUCUGGGGGUUCAGCUCUUCAAAGGGAAGUUCUAUUACUGUGUUGGUCUGGAUGUGAGAAAUGUCACCAAUAAAUCCGACUGUCUCUCCGCCAAUUACCGCUGGGUUCAUCACAAGUACAACUUUGACAACCUGGGGCAGGCUCUGAUGUCUUUGUUUGUGUUGGCGUCUAAAGAUGGAUGGGUAAAUAUCAUGUACCACGGACUCGACGCCGUCGGCAUCGACCAGCAGCCGGUCAUCAACCACAACCCCUGGAUGCUGCUGUACUUCAUCUCGUUCCUGCUGAUCGUCAGCUUCUUCGUGCUCAACAUGUUUGUUGGUGUGGUGGUGGAGAACUUCCACAAGUGCCGUCAGCAUCAGGAGGUGGAGGAGGCGCGCCAGCGGGAGGAGAAGCGCCUCAAACGCAUGGCCAAGAGGAGGCGCAAGGCUCAGUUUGCGCCGUAUUACGCCUCGUACGGUCGUGUUCGUCUGAUGAUCCACUCCUUCUGCACCAGUCAUUAUCUGGACCUCUUCAUCACCCUCAUCAUCUGCGUUAAUGUGGUCACCAUGAGUCUAGAGCACUACGACCAACCACAGUCUCUGGAAACCACGCUCAAGUACUGCAAUUAUUUCUUCAGCUGCACGUUUGUGAUCGAGGCGACGCUGAAGCUGGUGGCGUUCGGCUUCAGACGCUUCUUUAAGGACAGGUGGAAUCAGCUGGAUCUGGCGAUUGUUCUGUUGUCUGUGAUGGGAAUCAUUCUGGAGGAGAUUGAAAUAAGCGCUUCACUUCCCAUCAAUCCCACCAUCAUCCGCAUCAUGAGGGUCCUGCGCAUCACCCGCGUUCUGAAGCUGUUAAAGAUGGCCACCGGCAUGAGGGCUCUGCUGGAUACUGUGGUGCAGGCUUUACCACAGGUGGGGAAUCUGGGUUUGCUCUUCGUUCUGCUCUUCUUCAUCUACGCUGCGCUCGGUGUUGAGCUGUUUGGAGAACUGGUGUGUAAUGUGGAAUACCCGUGUGAAGGAAUGAGCCGGCACGCCACCUUCGAGAACUUCGGCAUGGCGUUCCUCACACUCUUCCAGGUUUCCACUGGAGACAACUGGAACGGCAUCAUGAAGGAUACGCUGCGUGAGUGUCCGCCGGGCGACAGCUCCUCCUGCAACUCCAGCCUGCAGAUCAUCUCUCCGCUGUACUUCGUCAGUUUCGUGCUGACGGCGCAGUUCGUGCUGAUUAACGUGGUGGUGGCGGUGCUGAUGAAGCAUCUGGACGACUCUAAUAAAGAAGCGCACGAGGACGCCGAGAUGGAGGCGGAGAUGGAGGCGGAGCUGGCCCAGGGUGGACUCUGCUGUCUGGGUCGUUUGGACCGUUUGACCACGACUGAUGCUGGAGAGAAAAGCGGCUGCGGGAACAGACAGGCGGCCACGGCGGCGGUGCACAACAACCAGAGCGCGCACACACCGCGCACAAGCACACAACACACACUGCAGCAGAGGAGACUCUACUCACCCGCACAGGAGAACCAGUGGCUGGAGAGCGUCUCUCUGCUGAUGAAGGACUCUCUGGAUGGAGAAAUGCAGAUGAUUGAUAAUCUGUCCGGCUCAGUGUUCCACCAUUACUGCUCUCCACCAAUCAGACGAGACGGCAGGAGCCAAUCAGGAGAGCAGAUCCGGCUGGCAGAGGUGGAGCAGACGUCUCUGAUGUCAGAGCAGCUGUCUGAUAAAUCCUCUUCACCCGCUCUGCCUGAUGACAUCAGUCUGGAUGAACACAGCGACUGCCAACUGCUGGACACAGACUGGAAGGAGGAGCAGGGCAGCAGUGAGAUUUUGAGUCCACUGACGGACAGACGGUCGACUCUUCAUCUCCAUUCUCCAGUUGAUUUCACAAAGCCCUACUGA
This is a messenger RNA of Danio aesculapii, 5448 nucleotides long. Its product is annotated as voltage-dependent T-type calcium channel subunit alpha-1I-like. Gene Ontology annotation, molecular function: low voltage-gated calcium channel activity; voltage-gated sodium channel activity. NCBI's taxonomy places the organism in Eukaryota, Metazoa, Chordata, Actinopteri, Cypriniformes, Danionidae. Gene Ontology annotation, cellular component: neuron projection; voltage-gated calcium channel complex; voltage-gated sodium channel complex. The transcript has 36 exons. The record is from RefSeq and is a predicted model, not a curated record. Bases 16 to 5448 code for a protein of 1810 amino acids. Gene Ontology annotation, biological process: calcium ion transmembrane transport; positive regulation of calcium ion-dependent exocytosis; neuronal action potential.